This is a messenger RNA of Elgaria multicarinata webbii, 6523 nucleotides long. RefSeq names its product ligand dependent nuclear receptor corepressor (gene LCOR). Gene Ontology annotation, cellular component: nucleus. Gene Ontology annotation, biological process: regulation of transcription by RNA polymerase II. NCBI's taxonomy places the organism in Eukaryota, Metazoa, Chordata, Lepidosauria, Squamata, Anguidae. The transcript has 8 exons. Gene Ontology annotation, molecular function: DNA binding. The record is from RefSeq and is a predicted model, not a curated record. The coding region runs from base 17 to 5560 and encodes 1847 amino acids.
GCCCCUCCCCCAGAAGAUGGCGAGUCCGUGCGGGCGGCAGGAGUGCUCCAUCGACAGGCGCGGCUUCCGCCACCAGCUCGACUCGUGGCGACACCGGCUGCUGCGCUGUGUGGGAUUUGAAAGUAUUCUAGAAGGGCUGUUUGGACCUGAAUUAUUAAAAGAUCUGAGUUUGUUUAAAGACUUUGAGCCUGAAGGUGUCUCUGAUUGGUCUUUUGAUGAAAAUUGUCUUUUCUGCUGUUUGAGGAGAGAGAAAGUGAAGGAAGAUGGAUAUGAAUCUGAAGUGUCCCCUUACUUGAUCAUGCUGGAGGAACACCUAGUCAGUCUGGAUGAGCCAGCUUUGGAAGUUGGGCACCAAGCUCUGCUUAGACAAGAGCAAGCAAAGAUCAUUCGGUUCGAGAGGCAAGCGGAAGAAUUCCUCCAUGCAGUCUUUUAUCGAAAAGACAGCCCUAGGGUCUCUGACCCCAACAUUCCCUUAGUGGCCCGCGAGAUCAUGCAGCGGAUGAUCCGACAAUUUGCUGCUGAAUAUACCUCAAAAACUAGCUCUACUCAGGACUCCAGCUCGCCCAAUAGCACAAAGAACCAAAGCCUGCUGAAAGCAUCUCUGGUUGCCUCAUCCCCUGCGGGUGCAACGGCUCAAAACCCUGUGCUCAGCAAACUUCUCAUGGCUGACCAGGACUCGCCCUUGGACCUCACUGUCAGAAAGUCUCAGUUGGAUCCUAGUGAACAAGACGGAGUGCUUGACCUGUCCACUAAGAAAAGCCCUUGUGCAGGCAGCGCCUCCUUGAGCCAUUCACCUGGCUGCUCCGCUACUCCUGGGAAUGGUGAGGACGCAACAGAGGCAAUAGCAAUAGAUUGUCUUGGCCAGCCAAAAUCUCCGCUGGAAAAAUUUAUGGUACGACUGUGCACGUAUCACCAGAAGCACUUCGUCCGUGUCCUGAACGACAUAUGCACUGAAGUACAGACCGGCUGCGAGGGGCAGCAGCCGUUACCUGGACCUGAAAAUAUGGAUGUGUCUGCUUGUAGCUCAGGCUGCAGUCAGUAUCGCACUGAGAACCAGGAACUUGGGACGUCUUGCUCUGACUCAAAGCUCCCGUCAUCCUUGGACCCAGAGCAGUCAGGCCCUCAUGGCUCUCUGCGCAUACUAUGCCAUGCCUUGAAGCAGCAGGCUGUGGAUCUGAAACCUACAGACAGGAGAGAAAGCUGCAGCCCAGUUGUCAGAAGAGACUUCCCUGACCUUUCUAGCAUUAGAGCAAGUUCUGUGAGUCCCAGGGACAGUCCCACUCAGGGAUACCUCACGGCCUCCAACUCCCAUCACUCCUCUAAAAGCCUAGAAGGGCAAACCCCUGGGAGUGAGCAGGAGAUGGGGCUUAGGAAAGGCGAGGAUGACAAAGACCUGAUUCAAAGCAGAGCUUUGCUGGCAGGCUACAUUGCCGUGAAAGCAUCCAACGUCAAUGCUGGUGAGGAUAGUCUGGAGGGUCGCGUUGGCUCUCAGAAGAAUCCGUUCAAAGCUUUCCCAGAGGAGGCCCGAGAGCCAGCCUUCACCACGAGCUCCCCGCGGAGAGCAGACAAAGAGAAUGCCUUGCAGUGCAGCUCCAAAGCCUCUCUGCACCAGGAUACUGACAUGCAUGACCAGGAAACGAGGCCCAAGGCAGAAAACCUCCACCAGGCUUCGGGGAAGAACAAGGUCAGCUACCCCAUGCAUCCUGUUGACAAGACUCAUGUGGAGAACGCCAAAGACAGUGGUUGGCUGCCCACUAGUCCCGUGCCAGUGGUGCACCACAAAACCACCAAUGGACACGCCCGGGCCAAGAGCAUCUCGGCCUCCACCAAAAGUACUCGUAAGAGCAAAAGGUCUUCAGGGUUAAGAAUUAAUGACUAUGAUAACCAGUGUGAUGUUGUUUAUAUCAGCCAGCCAAUUACAGAGUGCCACUUCGAGGGCAAGAGGACAGUGUCAUCUAGGAAGACGGCAAGAAAGAGCACACGAGGAUACUAUUAUAACGGUGAAUGCUGUGAGCUCCCCACAGUUCGCACCUUGGCUAAGACUUCCCAUGUACAAGAGACUGGGAACACCCUGGCACCAAGGCCUGAGGUGCUAACAAGCCCUAGCCAGGGGGUUUCUCUUCCAGCUGAUAGCUGCUUGGCAGGAGCCCAAGCUUUGACUGGUGAUGGUGACAAAAGGUCUUCCAUUGUGUCCCUCCCUCAAGAAGAUUCCAUCAACAAAAAGAGUCAGGACGGGAGAGAUGAACAACAUCCAGCUGAAAGCAUCCUUCCGGAGGACAGUUCCUUGGAGCAGAGAGAAGUCAGUUCUGCUGAAGUAUCCACAGUGACUGUCUCCCCAUUUUCCUGCUCGGUUCUGCAUGAGGAGGAAGGCAGUUUGCCUCUUUCUUCCCUUCAAACCACUGCUGUCUCUUCCCCACACCAGAGUGAAGGAGAACUGCAGGACAAAACUCCUACAGGCACUGUGCUGCAGGCUAGUCAGGAUAUGGACUCUAGCAGAUCAAAUGAAGACGGUGACAAUGCAGCAGAUUCUGUACCAUUGUCUGUCCCUGGAGCUGCUAAUAGUGAGGAAAGCUCUCCAUGCUUAGAGAAGGUGCCUACACCAGAGCCUUCCAUUUGUGCAGACCAGGAGCCUCCUGUUAGCGUGGACCUGCUGCCCUCUGAAGAGUCUGCAGCUGAAAUGGAGUUGCUGCCUCCACUGGAGGAGCCUGCUUCUGUUGCUGACUUGCCACCAUUUGUGGAACCCCCACUACUUUCCCCUGUAGACCUGGCAGAGCCCCUGGCAGAGCCUCUUGCUCAUGGCAGUCUGGACUCUUUGGUGACCCUCCCUGCAGAGCUGCCCUCUAUCCCAGGGAGUUUGGGUCUUGAGGAGCUUGUUGCUGACUCAAGGACUGGGUCUCCUGUGAUACUUCCUGCUAGUGCAGUGACUGAGUCUCCUGCCCAUAUUGAGCUUGAGCCCUCAGACGUUCCUUUGAUAGAACCUCCAGUGGUGGUACCUGACAUGGUGGAGUCAGAGCUUCCUCAGCCCCUGUCUGACUUGGUUCCUGCAUUGCUCCCGGUCCACUUGCAAUGUGCUAAUGCACAUGAAAGCAUGGAUCCUGAAACCAGGAUUGAAGGUUCUCAGGACUUGGAGGAAGGCCUAGCUGGGAAAAGUGGGGCUAUGUUGCCUAUAGCAGAUAUUGGUGAAGAUUGGGGAGGGGGAACUGUAAAAGAGGCAAGCAAGACAGAUGAGGGAAGAGAAACUGAGAGCGAAGCUCCCCCAAUGCUCAAAACAUCAGAGACAGGCAACAAGGGGGAGGCUUCUUCCAAAGCACAUCCAGAGAAAAAACGAAAGAGGAAGACAAAACCCCAAGUUACAUCUGAUCGCUGUCUUCGAAGUCAACAAUCGCUGUUGCCCACGGAGGACAGUACUGAGCAGCCUAGCUCUUCCACCUCUCUACAGCUUCCUCAGCUUCAGAUCAAGCUUUCUAAAAGCCCUGGUACUAAGCGUUUUAAGAGAGAGGUUCAUCUUGACGGGGCAGCAUCUGUGUGUGUUCCAAGUGACAAGUUCCACAAAACGCUACUAAAUGACAUUGGAAACACUCUUGAGCCGCAGGCAGGUGAGGGAAAUGACAUCACAAUGAGACAGACUUAUAAGACACUGUUAGCAAAGGAGACUGCAAUAGAGGAAAGCCAGGAUGCCGAAGGCAACAAGACUAAGCCAGCAGCGAUGCUUGAAAUCUGUUUAGAGGCUAAUUCUGACAAGAGAAGUGUUCACGUCCCAGUAGGAACUUCUGAGAAGGGAGAAAAGCAGACAGAUUUAACAUUGGAAGAUCCAGAGAAUUCUGACAGUAUUAUGGAUGCUAAAAAGGUGUUGCGCACCCAGCGUGGGACCAGUUGUCCCCCGUGUCCUAGUAGCAAGAAUGAGUGCAAGCAUGCACCACCAGAGAGGUCGAUGAAAUACAAUAAGCCAGUCCUCCAGUUCUAUAACUUGAGACACACCCCUGCCCCAACGCCUGUGGUCAAUGCCCAAAAAAACGUGCCAGGAAAGGAAACUAUACAAGGAGACUCUAAUGUCAUGAAUGUACAAGGAGACGCUAGUGUCAUGGACCAAGAAGAUUCAGGGCAUGAAGAUCCCGUUGGCUUUAGCAGCAUGGAGUCACUGUCUGACAACAAGCCAAAAUUUGUGGACUGGUGUGCUGAGGAAGAGAACCAAGAACUCAUCACUGACUUUAAUACCCAAUAUAUGAAAGUCCAGAAAGGGUGGAUUCAGCUGGAGAAGGAGGCUCAGCCAGCUCCAAAAGUCAAGAAUAAAUCUGACAAGCUGAAAGAGAUUUGGAAAAGCAGGAAGAGGACUCGGAAGUUCAAAGGGUCCACUGAAGUCCAGAAGCUCUCCCCUGUUCAGAUGCUGUUUAUGAAAGCUUUUGAUGUACCCAAUAUCUGCAAGUGGUUUAUGGAGACGACUGAAACCAAGUCCCUGGUCAUUGUGAAGAAGCUGAACACACGUCUUCCAGGAGACAUGCCCCUCAUCAAGCUUCCACUCCAGAAGGGCUGCUCCUCUGGCAUCUAUUCCAGCUCACUUCAAGCUGAACGUCUAAAGAAACAUCUAAAGAAGUUUGCUGCAAUGACUCCAGCCAAAAACACCAUAAAGACCCAAAAGCUGUGGGCCAGGCUUCGAGACAGCACCGAGGAAACAGAGCCAGAACAAGGUGCCGGUCCAAAGCAGACACCCCCGUCAGAAGUAAGUGUGGAGCAUGGUGUUGAAGCCAAGAGUUCCCAACCCCCUCCUAGCAUGCCGAUGCAGACCAGCUCACGGAUCCUGCAGAAAUACUCCAACCUCCGAGGCAAACUUCAUGGCCUCCGCAGAGUGGUCAAGCAGGAGAAGAGUGACGUCGUGGCAAAGCAUUCCUUACCUGAAAGCAAGCCGCCGAGCGGCAAGAGCCUGAGCAUUAAGCCACUGAUGUCGCCAAAGCUGGCCCAGCCGGUCAAAGCCACUUCACCUCCCACCAGAUCCAGUCUGGUUGAGAAAGGAGGAAGAGGAAGAAAAGGGAAAGGCAGGUUACAGGAGGACGCCUCCUCUAAAGGCAACAUUCAGCCAAGCCGAAAGAAGACACCAGUUGAGAGCAGCAACAGGUCGCACGGGCAGCUGAGCAUUUUGAGCAAAGAAAAGGUCCCUCUGAAGAAAGCCAGUAAACUGAAGCAUGUGGGAGCGCCUACUACCAGGAAGCAGGCAGCUGCGGAGAAAAGUAAUAAGCAGACAUUGCGGAACGAGAAGGCAAAGAAACCGAGUGACAUGCGGCCUGGGAAAAGGAAGCCUGCUGUCCAGAAGGGGAAAGGGAAUCCCACUCCAAAGGCCUCCCUGCCUUCCAGACAAGAAGGCCCCGCUAAGCCUGUGAAGCCCAAAGUGGUGCGGGACUCCUCCAGCCGGUCUCUUAAAGUGCCUGCUAAAAAGGCAAGCGGUGGCAAAGCUCUGACUAGGUCAGUGAAGAGCGUUCAGGAGAGCAGCAAAGCCCAGAGCAAGAGGAAGCUGAGGGUCAAAAAAGACUCUUCACCCAGCAAGCGCAGGCGGCUGGAUGCCAAGUAACAGGCUUGGGUUGGGGAGGAGAUAGGUCAUGGGACCCCUUCCUCAUGCAUUAAGUAGACCCAUUUCUGAACAUGGAGGGAGGGCAAGUGCCUAGCUAAAGGCCCAGCCGCUCUCCUUGAUUUUGAGGAGACCCCCCCAGCUGUGUUGCAGCCAUAGGGGGCACCAUUCUUCUCUGCUGCUGAGAAGGGAAGUUACUGCUUUUGAAAGUUCCUAGAGUUGCACUGGGAGCCUGGCAGUUUCAGUUCAAAGUACAGUGCCUUAUUUAUCCUUUUAGGAAGUAAAUAAAUCCGUCUGUGUGACUUAAAAGCUGGCAGUUUAUAGUUAAUGCACAAGCACUUGUACUGUAAUUGAAAGAGAGCUACCUUUCAUCCUAUAGACCUUGGCAGCCCUUCUGCUGGACUACGUACAGGAGCCUUUUCUUCCUGUUGUGCAUUGUAGCAUCCUGGCGCUGUUUGAUCUCAACGGGGCAUUUUGAAGCCAAAACCCAAAGUGUUUUUGUCCUUUAAUGCUGUUCUUUACUAGCAGAUCAGAAUGGUGGAUUUUGUUAAGGUAUUAACAGCUGGCCCCCUUCUGCAGCUUUGGGAUCUAGGGAUUGGCUAUAACCUAGCCUGUCCCUUGUGUCAAAACGAUGCUGUUUCUGCAGUGUCUACAGUGACUGGCAGCCAUGCUUGACCAACUUUACCUGUAUAAGAGAGGAACUGGCCCCAUUGUUCGGAUAGCAAACCCUUUCCUAUUAGUCCAUGCACAUUGCCUGUCUCUUCAGACAUUGCUCUUUACAGGCAGGCACCUUAAGACUUGCGUUUUAAAAUGCAGUUUGAAUACAUUUCAGAAUGGUUCUAUUCCUGCCUGAUUUACUUUGAGACCCAUGUUUGGAAUACCCAUGAAAGAUGGUUGGCUGAAUUCACUUCUCAGCAGUGAAACUGAUGGGUAUAAAACCAUUCUAAUGUGAAGUUUGCAUGCAUC